Plasmodium knowlesi strain H is the source of this 2448-nucleotide messenger RNA. RefSeq names its product dynamin-like protein, putative. Gene Ontology annotation, cellular component: cytoplasm; membrane; microtubule. The record is from RefSeq and is a predicted model, not a curated record. The transcript is spliced from 4 exons. Gene Ontology annotation, molecular function: microtubule binding; GTP binding; GTPase activity. Lineage: Eukaryota; Apicomplexa; Aconoidasida; Haemosporida; Plasmodiidae. Bases 1 to 2448 code for a protein of 815 amino acids.
AUGGAGUCGAGCAUGUACAACAACCUGCGGAAGCUAAUCACCGUGAUCGACGAACUGAGGGAUAUUGGACUGCAGAAGUACAUCAACCUGCCGAGAAUAUGUGUGGUAGGUACGCAGAGCAGCGGCAAGAGCAGUGUGCUCGAAUCAAUAGUCGGGCUGGAUUUCCUCCCCAGAGGUGAAGGUAUAGUCACCAGGAGGCCCAUAGAAUUCAGGCUCAUCCACAUAAAGGAAGAUAGCGAAAUUAAACACUGGGCCAUAUUCGAAGAUGAUAAAAGUAAAAAGUUCACAGAUUUUAACAAAGUAAGGGAGCACAUAAACAACUUAACGGAUGAACUAGCUGGAAAAAAUAAAGGAAUUAUAGAUGAGCCAAUUGUACUGAAUAUAUACUCGACUAGUUGCCCAGAUUUAUCACUCAUAGAUCUUCCGGGGAUUACAAGAGUACCUCUUAAAAAUUCUGAUCAGACAGAUGACAUCGAAAGGCUAACAAGAGAAAUGGCAUUUCGUUAUGUCAAAGACCCCAGGACAAUUAUCUUGGCCGUGUUACCAGCCAAUGCAGAUAUGUCAACAAGUGAUGCUUUACAAAUAGCGAGGAAGGUUGAUCCAAAAGGGUUGAGAACGAUAGGUGUAAUUACAAAAAUUGAUUUAAUGGACAAAGGAGCGGAUGCAAGUAAGAUGUUAAUGAAUGAUGAAAUUACCCUCCGGUUAGGUUACACAGGAGUGGUAAACAGAUCUACAGCAGACAUUAAAAGUGGAAAAUCAAUAGCCCAAUCGUUGAAGGACGAAUUAAAAUUUUUCCAAAACCAUCCAGUGUAUAAGAAGUUACCUCCAACACUUUACGGUACCACAUCACUAACGGAUAAAUUAACUAAAGUACUUCUCAGACAUAUCAAAAAUUUUCUCCCUGAUAUUAAAAUCGAAAUAAAUGAUAAAAUAAGGCUCAUUAAUGACAAGUUGUAUGAACUAGGAACCAACGUGCCCCUGGACGCAACGAAAAAGACUCAGCUCCUAUGGUCCAUGAUUACAGAUUAUUGUGAAAUAUUUAAAAAUACAUUAAAGGGUAAAUAUGAUAAGAGGUUACAGGUUUUUAUAGAAAAUAAUGACAUAAUUUGUGGACUCAAAGUAAGAAGCAUUUUUAACGAAUUCUUGGAUGAAUACGUAGGAAAAAAUGUAACAAGCGAACUUACUGAUAACGAUAUUGAUGAUGCCAUAUGUUUACAUGAAGGAGAUAGUUUGCCAGGUUUCCCUUCCCCCGAUACAUUUGAAUUCUUAAUUUUACCACAUCUAAAAAAAAUUAACGCACCAGUAUUUCACUGUCUAGAUAAAGUUACUCAGACCUUAGAAAUAUUAUCACAAAAAAUAGCCAAUCGAGUUUUAGCAAGAUUUCCGAAAUUAUCUGAACAGGUCCUAGAUCUAUCUCAAACAAUACUCCUCAGGGAAAAAGAAAACACACAUAAUAUACUAGAGAAUUUUAUCGACGCAGAAACCAAUUAUCUCUUCACGAACGAUUCUUCCUACCUGAUAGAACACGGAAGUAUAAUUAAUGCCAAUGAAGAUGAUCCAAACAACGAAAGUACAACUCAAGAUUUUAAUUCUCAACAAAGGUUACAAAACAAAAGACAACAAUCCAAUAUCUCCAACUCAAAUAUAGAUAAUAAUAAUAUGCAAAGUAAGUACUACUCUAAUAUGAUGAGCGACCAAGAGUAUAUCACUGGUAAAGCUGCAAAGUUUGUUAGCACAGCUCAAAAAUCGGUUAUGAAUAUGUGGAACGCAAAAGAAAAAAAAAAGACCAGAUACAAUGCUCAGUUUAUUCAAGAAAUCAGACGAAGGUUAGAUUGUUAUUUUAACAUUGUCCUACGCAAUGUUAGAGAUAGUGUCCCCAAAAUUAUCGGUUACUUCCUCAUUAGGAAAUUACAAGAAAAAAUGCAAUUUGAGUUAUAUUCUGAUUUAAACAGUGAGCAGAAGUUAUACGAUCUGUUAAAUGAGCCUCCUCAUGUUGUUAAGGAAAGGGAACACCUCAAUAGGCAGCUGGAUAUUCUCAAAAAAGCAAAUCAGGUUCUCAUGAAGGAUCCCAAUAUCACCUCCAUCAACUUGGAUCUCUUUGACGCCAAUUAUGAACAGGACCUAAUCGAAUUCCAGAAAAGCUUAAAAACGAACAAUGUGCAAUCUGCAGCCCAGACAUACAAGCAAACCAUCAGCUCCUCACAAGGCAGCAUGCACAGCAUGGGCGAUGGUCCUUCCAUCAGCAAACGUAACCCAAUGAUGCAAAACAGGAACGCCUCUCCCACCUCGAUGAAUUCAAAUACCAUGAAAUCCAGCGGCAUGAUGAAUCAGAAGAUGCCCUCCUCGACCUACAUGCAACAGAAUCUGCUGAACGAUUCCAAGGGAAAGCAUUUAUUCGAAAAGGAGCCCAUGAAAAAAAAGGUGCAGUACAAUCCUCUGUUUGAUUAG